This is a messenger RNA of Cyprinus carpio (common carp), 1444 nucleotides long. Its product is annotated as skin secretory protein xP2-like. Lineage: Eukaryota; Metazoa; Chordata; Actinopteri; Cypriniformes; Cyprinidae. The record is from RefSeq and is a predicted model, not a curated record. The coding region runs from base 23 to 1444 and encodes 473 amino acids. The transcript has 4 exons.
AAAAUGUAUUUUACAUUUUAGGAUGGAGGAAAACAAAGUGCUGGCAAAAAAGAGGCUACGGGUUCCCACUCAGAAAAUGAAGGACCUGAGCUCCCCUCCCCCAAAUGAGCAAUCUGGGUGUGUUGCAUUUGUCAGAUGGGAGGAUGGUUAUACCGGCAAAAUCUUUAAAGGAUCUGACAUUUUGGCAAGAGAUGAGGCUCCUGUGCAGCUGCAAGAUCUUAGAUCAGGAGACCCUGUUUUAGCAAAGUGGUCAGAUGGUAAAUUUUAUAAGGCCACUGUUGAAUAUAUUUCAGGGGAAGAUCAGGCUAAGCUGCCAAAAGGCCACCCAACUCCACAGGAGUCCUUUUUAAAUAUGUUAAAAGGCGAUGAGCCAUCAGACAUAACGUCAGGGUCUGACACCAUUAUAAUAGAUAGGAGCCCACUGUCUGAGCAUGGCGAGAAAAUCCCAUCGCUGAAUCCAUCACCUGACGGGGGACAUGCAACAGGCCGCAACACAGCUGGACCACCACCCGAUGGCUCUGCCAAAGGGGGGGACCAUGGUCCAUCACCCUACAGAGGCCAUACACCCAGCCCAUCACCGUACAGCCUCAACACCUCUGGUCCAUCACCUGGUGGAGGCCAUGCAGCCAGCCCAUCAGCGUACAGCCUCAACACCUCUGGUCCAUCACCUGGUAGAGGCCAUGCAGCCAGCCCAUCAGCGUACAGCCUCAACACCAUUGGUCCAUCACCCUUACGAGGCCAUACACCCAGCCCAUCACUGUACAGCCUCAACACCCCUGGUCCAUCACCUGGUGGAGGCCAUACACCCAGUCCAUCACUGUAUGACCUCACACACCUCUGGUCCCUCACCUGGUGGAGGCCCAAUACACCCAAGCCCAAUCACCGUACAGACCCUCCAACACCUCUGGCCAUGCACCCAGCCCAUCACCGUACAGCCUCCACACCUCUGGUCCAUCACCUGGCGGAGGCCAUGCAGCAAGCUCACCGUUAUACAGCCUCAACACCUCUGGUCCAUCACCUGGUGGAGGCCAUACACCCAGCCCAUCACCGUACCACAACACCUCUGGUCCAUCACCUGGUGGAGGCCAUGCAGCCAGCCCAUCACCCGUACAGCCUCAACACCUCUGGUCCAUCACUGGUGGAGGCCAUGCAGCCAGCCCAUCACCCGUACAGCAUCAACACUUCUGGUCCAUCACCUGGUGGAGGCCAUGCAGCCAGCCCAUCACCGUACAGCCUCAACACCUCUGGUCCAUCACCUGGUGGGAGGCCAUGCAGCCAGGCCCAUCACCGUACAGCCUCAACACCUCUGGUCCAUCACCUGGUGGAGGCCAUGUGCAGCCAGCCAUCACCGUACAGCCUCAACACCUCUGGUCCCAUCACCUGGCAGAGGCCCCAUGCAGACCAGCCCGCAAGAAAAUGCAUGGACACCAUAUCAGGAUUGUAA